Molecule: messenger RNA, 711 nt
Organism: Scylla paramamosain (green mud crab)
Lineage: Eukaryota; Metazoa; Arthropoda; Malacostraca; Decapoda; Portunidae
Product: piggyBac transposable element-derived protein 3-like
Exons: 2
Coding region: 1-711 (236 amino acids)
Source: RefSeq, a predicted model, not a curated record
AUGUCACACCUUCUUUUCUUUGACAAUUGGUUCUCCUCGCUUGACCUUGUGAUUGAGUUACACAAAAAGGGGAUAUACACAUUAGGAACAGUCAGACAGAAUAGACUAAAGGGCUGCAGGCUCAUUGAUGACAAAAGAAUGAAGAAACUUGGACGUGGCACCUAUGAUGAGAAAAGUGCUACUGUGGAAGGUAUAGAAGUCGAUGUUCUGAAGUGGUGUGACACUAAAUGUGUAACAUUUAUAUCAACAUAUGCUGCUGGAGAUCCGCCUGGUGUAGCAGAGAGAUGGAGCAAGAAAGAGAAACAAUUCAUUGAUGUGGCAUGUCCUAAUGUUGUGCUGGAGUACAAUAAGUUCAUGGGAGGCGUGGACCUACUAGAUGGUCUUGUGUCAUACUAUCGAACUAAGCUCAAGUCAAAGAAGUAUUACAUGAGAUUUUUCUUUCAUUUUCUGGAUAUGGUGACAGUCAAUUGUUGGCUACUCUAUAGGCGGGAUGGGAGAAGCCUUGAAAUCCCCCCUAAAAAGCAGAUGGAUUUGUUAGAUUUUAGAGCAGAAGUUGCAGAAGGUCUCCUCAAGUGCAAGAAGGAUACAACAAGAAAAAAAUCACGUAGGAGUAGCUCUGAUGUGGAGAAGAAACUCUUGGCCAAGAAAAAGAAGGGUCGUGUCGCCCCAACCCCAGCAAAGGAUAUUCAGAUGGACAGUCUUGUUCUGUAG